AUCAAAGCGGGCGCGACCGGAAAUUGCCGAUAUUUAGUCGGAAAAUAAAGAAAAAUUGAGUUAUAUGCUUAAUUGUGAAUAAUGUUGAGUUUAAAUUACCACUGAUUGCAUCUUUUUCAUAAUGACUGAAUAGUAGUUUUUACUAAUUAACCCUUUGUCAAUUAUAUUUACACGAAUUUUCAUGCAAGAUGUCGGAAGUCGACAUCGCCGAGGAACUUCCGAACGGCGACGAUUCUGCAUUCGAGGACCAGCAAACCACUUCGGAAGAUCAGUCACAACAAACUUUGACAGUGCAAUCUGCUGAUGAAAUUCCUUCAUCAAUAGCUAUCACCACAGAAAAUGAAUCGGUUUAUGUUGCAACACCACAAACAUUGUUAACUGCAGAACAGUUUGCUGAACAUAAUAAAACGACUCACAUUGUUAUUCAUGAUCAAGGGAACUUGGACUCUGGUCUGAAGUCACCAACAACUCCGCUACCACCCCCUACCCCAGCAACACCACUUAGCAAAGAAAGGGGUUUAAAGUAUCAGUGGGAUGAAUCAGUUGACAAUGAUAUCUUACCUGUCCGAUGCAAGAAUACAAAUGGAGAACUUUAUAAACAUAGAUUUGGUUCAGGUGGUAGAGGAAAGUGCAUCAAAAGUGGUGAUGCAUGGUACACACCAAAUGAAUUUGAGACGUAUUCUGGGCGAGCUAGUAGUAAAGACUGGAAGAGAAGUAUAAGAUAUGGUGGUAGAACAUUACAGUGCUUGUUAGAAGAUGGUUUAUUACAGGCCCACGCCACAUCAUGUACGUGUGCAGCAUGCUGUGAUGAUGAGAAUGUGACUGGGCCAAUUCGUUUGUUCACUCCAUAUAAGAGAAGAAAGCCUAACCUUGAGCCAGGAACUCCUACUCCAAGAACUAAAAAAAUGAAACAUCUUGACUCACCUAAUCGUUUACAAGGAGGUGGAGAUGGUAAUGGUAUGGGAUCAUCUCAGAACUUUGCCCAUCCUGUCAGAAUGGCAACUGCUUCACUUAAUGGUGAAACUGUUCACAUCAUUACAUCAGAUCCAAUGUCAGGAGAGACAGUGAUGGUUGCACCGGUACCUGUGAGUGGACAAGUUAGCCCAGGUGGUAAAAGUAUCACCAUUAACAUGGACAUGCCAGAACAGAAACAAUGGUGGCAGCUAGAAGAGAUGGCUAAUAGUUUGAUCCAGCAAGCUCAACAGUUUAAACUGAUGGUAGAACAAGUAAAACAACAAUCUGUGGCUUACAAGGAGGCAGCUGUACAACAGGUCAGACAACAGAUGGAAAAGAUGUUAAAUCAAGCAAAGGCUGAGGCAGCCAUGCAAAUACAGAGAGCAGUAAUGGAGGAGAGAAACAAGAAGCAUAUUGCGGUACAGGAAGCGAUUUCACAAACUCGUGCUGAGAUGGGAGAUAAAUCUGACAGUGGUAUCACCGUGGUAACAUACGAGGGCUGGAGUGGACAAAGUACACAAGGACAGAUGCAAGGUAUAAUGGUUGCUACGGAAACAGAAAGUGAUAAACAGUGAAGCAAACGGGAGGAAAUAUAAAUUGCAAUGAAAUCCAUAAAACUUAGUAGUUUUAAGAAAUACAGAAAAUAGAAUUAAGACUCAUAAAGAGACAGAUUGAGAGCUGCAUUUGUUGCUACAAACUAUAAUACAUGUACUGAUUUCAGUCUUCAUUUCAUUAUAAAUCUGAUUUCAUUUAAUUUGUACAAAUUCUGUAUAUAUAUAUAUUGUAAAGUUUUAAUUUUUUACUGAGCAAAGCACUUUAAAAAUAAUAUAAACUAUCAAUAUUUUAUAUUUAUUUUUAUUCAAAUAUUUUUGAAAAUUUUGCAGUUUGUAAAAGUAUAUGGACAUUUUCCCCUCAGGACAUUUACACCCACUCUGAAAAUCCAUCAUUGGACAUGCCCCCGUCCCCCAGUGGAUGUAUAACCUUGAAUAUUUCACCCCCUUCACCCAACAGAAAUAUAAUGUUUAGAUAAAAAGUAGCUCAAACCAAUACAAAAUUUUCAUUCAAAAUAUUUUGAAGCAUAGAGCAGUUUCCAAGAUAUUUUUGUUUGGAUUUUCAGAAUCUCUGAAGAGGGGGUAAACUUGCUCUUAACAAAAAAUAAUAAUAAUUAGAAAAAAAAAGAACAAGAAACCUAUAAAAAUGUUUGGAGUUAUAAAUAAAAUUUGUUACUUGAAAAUAACAACAAAUAAUGUAUUUUUGAAAUAAAAUUCAAUACCGUGUGCAUUAUGAAUUUGGCACAUGCCCAAAUUUACAUUCAAUAUGGGUGGUAAUUGUCUACCUUUACAUGGGGAGCAAAUUGCACUGGAUGGGGGAAAAUGUCUUGAUUUGUUUGUUAACCAUACAUGCUGCACCUUGAAUAUAGAGGGGAGGAGGACUUUACUAUUAAAACUAUUGGAUUUGAAAUUUGAGUAGUUUUCUUUGUGUUUUCCUGUAUAUGUUAUUGGUCACAAAAUUAUUUGUAUUGUGUCUAAAAAACAAGUGUUUCAUUUUUAAGCCGGUUUUUAAUUAGGUUGUAGAUUUUUGUUUUUAAAUCUUUAAACAAGUCCUUAGUUAAUGUUAAUUUCUACAAUGUUGCUUGUCCAAUAUGUUAUAAUAUUGAGGUCAGUAAUGAAUUGUGAAAAUCUUGUUUGUGAUGCUUGUUUGUUUUUAAUUAAGUUUUUUCCUACAUCUUUAAUUAAUAUGUUUCUCACCAGAGAUUUUUUCAGUUCCCUUAAAUCAGUAUCGAAUUCAGAGCAUAGCAUAUUUUUGUUAAUGUUUGAAGAUAGUUUUAACUAGUAAACAUUUCAUCAAAUGUACAAAUGAAAUGAUUUAAGAUAUCUGCUAGUUGCUAUAAGCAUUAGACACUUAAUGCACACAGAGAUAACAUACAAUAUAGAGAUAACCUGUACAGUGUGUUAGAAACAGGGUAAAAAAGCUUGUGGGAGGUUAUGAUUGUACACCAGUGCCAGCUGAUGACUGACAUAAUGCAUGGAUUGGCAUCUUGAGUUUUCGCCACCAGUAAAGCUGGCAAAUUGACAUAUGACCAUUUUACUGUGUGGUAACAAAUAAACAGUUUAGAACUAUAGUGAUAUUUGGCAAAUAUAAAUUUUGUGAAUACUUAAAACAUAAAUGAUUUUUGAUAUAUUGAUUUUUCAAGGUCAGGUGUUAUUUAGCGGCAUGCAAUUUCAAGUUCAGGUUAACAAAUAUCAGGUGUCACUCAUUUUGUCAACAAUCUAUGUUCAGAGUAACUGAUUCUAAUUAAGAAGAUUGAAGUCAGGACAAGUUGGUUUUUUUCUUCUUUCUAUUAUUAUAAAUUUUUGUUAUUGAUAAAUGUACAAAUUGACUCCCCUGCCAUAUUCAAUUACAUUGCACAUUCCUUUGGCAUGUUUGUUUAGUGUAUUAGAUUGUCCCAAAUGGUAUAGUUACAAAUUUUGUUUCAAAUAUUCCCCCAUUUCAUUUUGUUCAUAUUUUCAUUACACAUGUUAUUACAACAUCGUUCAUCAGGUUUCAUUCAUCACGAUGUGAAAUAAAUCAAGGUCUAGUUGUGAAAUAUGUUUUGGAAAAAGUUAAAAGCUGAUUGUAGGUAAAAUUCCCUUACAUAUUGAUAAGUUAUAAAAUGUACUUGUCUGUAACAUAAAUGUUGUAAAUAUUACACUAACCUUCAAGGUUUAUUGUAUGAAAUAUGGAAUAAAUUAUCAGUCAACUCUUG
Molecule: messenger RNA, 3700 nt
Organism: Ruditapes philippinarum (Manila clam)
Lineage: Eukaryota; Metazoa; Mollusca; Bivalvia; Venerida; Veneridae
Product: deformed epidermal autoregulatory factor 1 homolog
Exons: 7
Coding region: 189-1529 (446 amino acids)
Biological process (GO): positive regulation of transcription by RNA polymerase II
Molecular function (GO): RNA polymerase II cis-regulatory region sequence-specific DNA binding; DNA-binding transcription activator activity, RNA polymerase II-specific
Source: RefSeq, a predicted model, not a curated record